Molecule: messenger RNA, 2191 nt
Organism: Lottia gigantea (owl limpet)
Lineage: Eukaryota; Metazoa; Mollusca; Gastropoda; Lottiidae
Exons: 2
Coding region: 10-2175 (721 amino acids)
Biological process (GO): xylan catabolic process; arabinan catabolic process
Cellular component (GO): plant-type cell wall
Molecular function (GO): alpha-L-arabinofuranosidase activity; xylan 1,4-beta-xylosidase activity
Source: RefSeq, a predicted model, not a curated record
UUUCCGUUCAUGGACCCUUCAUUGACAUGGGAUGAAAGAGUACAUGACUUGGUGUCCAGGCUAACUGAAGAGGAGAUGAUGAACCAAAUGGCUAAAGGACGAGCCGAUAUUAAAACCGGAGCUCCAUCAAUUCCUAGACUGGGUAUUGGAGAAUAUGAUUGGGCGACUGAAUGUCUUCAUGGGGACGCGAUAGCUGGCAAUGCAACUUCUUUUCCUCAAGCCAUCGGAUUAGCGGCUACGUGGAGCAAGGAUGUGUUGUAUCGAGUCGCCGAAGCUACGAGUGUAGAAGUAAGAGCCAAAAACAACAAUUACACAAAACAUGGAUUGUAUGGAUUCCACAUGGGGCUUUCCUGUUUUAGUCCGGUCAUCAAUAUAUUACGAGAUCCUCGGUGGGGAAGGUGCCAAGAAACAUAUGGCGAAGACCCGCACUUGACAGGUGCGUUGGCUCAGAGUUUCGUUCGUGGCCUGCAAGGGGGUCACCCAAGAUAUAUCCGUGCAUCAGCUGCAUGUAAACACUUUGAUGCUCAUUCCGGCCCAGAAAACAUUCCAAAAUCCAGACUGUCAUUUAAUUCAAUUGUUUCUGAAAGAGAUUGGCGGACAACUUUUCUUCCUGCUUUCAAAGACUGUGUGGAUGCUGGAGUCUACAGUAUAAUGUGUAGUUAUAAUAGUAUUAAUGGAGUGCCAGCAUGUGCAAAUAAAAAGCUAUUGACUGAUAUUUUGAGGAAUGAGUGGGGAUUUUCUGGAUAUGUAGUGAGUGAUGCUGGAGCUAUUGAGAAUGUGUGGCAUUUUCAUAACUAUACCACAAAUGACGUCGACACUGUUGCUACUACUGUCAACGCUGGUGUUAAUCUCAAUCUUGCUGCAGGUACCGUAUAUGAACCACAGGCUAUAGAGCAAGUAAAGCUACCCGAUCAAAUAGUCAGGGAGAGAAUGAAGCCCCUCUGGUACACCAGAAUGAGAUUAGGGGAGUUCGAUCCAGAUUACAUGAAUCCAUAUAGUAAUAUUAAUUUGGGAGCUAUACAGAGUAAAGUACAUCAAGAACUUUCUCUAGAAACUGCAAUGAAAUCAUUUGUUUUGUUGAAAAAUAUAGACAACACUCUACCAUUACCUAACACACGCUUCCAUUGGAUAAGCAUUGUAGGACCUAUGAUAGACAGUCCAGAGCAGCUUUUUGGAAGUUAUGCUCCUACCUAUGACCCAAAAUUUACGGUAACGCCAUAUUAUGGAUUAGAGCGUUUAGGGGGAAAUAUCACUUCGGGCCAAGGUUGUGAAGACAAUAAAUGUGAACACUACGCGAAGAAUGACAUUAUUAACGCAGUUUAUGUUUCAGAGGUUGUAUUCGUUUGUCUUGGACUUGGAACUGAAGUUGAAGCCGAAGGUAAAGACCGAGAUACCAUAGAUCUUCCAGGUGGACAACUUCAGCUACUUAAAGACGCUGUGAAGUAUAGCCCAGAAAAUGCAAUUAUCAUUUUAAUAAUUUUCAAUGCCGGGGCAGUUGAUCUAUCUUGGGCAGAACAAAACAGCAAGAUAUCGGCGAUAAUAGCAGCGUUUUAUCCCGGACAGACAACAGGUACGGCACUAAGAAAGCUCAUUACCCACGACGGACCAUAUUCUGUUCCGGCUGCACGACUGCCAUUUACUUGGCCGAAAUCUGAUGGACAGUUACCUCCAAUGGUGAAUUACAACAUGACUGGGAGAACAUAUAGAUAUCUGAAAGAUGAUCAAGAACCUUUGUAUCCAUUCGGUUACGGAUUAUCUUAUACACAAUUCCAAUACGAUCAUGUAUCUGUUGAUCUUCCAGUUAAGGACGGUGUUUACAUUGUUAAUGCUGGCGAUGACCUAAAUGGCUCUGUUUUUGUAAAAAACAAGGGGCAAUAUGAAGGCGAAGAAGUUUCUCAAGUAUAUAUUCAGUGGAAAAAUAUAGAGAUUCAAACACCAAAAUUACAACUGGUAGAUUUUGCACGUCAACACAUCCCUACCAAAGAGUAUAUUAAGGUUGACUUUACAAUUGCUGCCGAGAAAAUGGCUGUCUGGACAGAUGAUGGCGGAUGGAUCAUCCUACCUUGCACUUUACACGUGUUUAUAGGCGGACAACAACCUUUUCAGACCAAGCCGGUUGGAUCCAAUAUCAUUAGUUUUGAAGUAAAAAUUCAAGGACAGAAAAUGCUUAAAUAAAACACAUCAGCGUAUU